GUUAGAUGAGUCACGACAUCCUGGGGAUCCCUCUCUCUUUCAUUCUACACUCAUUCUCUUAUUCUUUACUCUCUCUCUCUCUUUAUCAAUUUACAUGUUCUUAUGUUUAAAUCUCGCUCUUUUUCUCAUCCCUCAUCCUCUCUCUCAACUUUCUCUCCCUGAUGCUGUACAUCUCUCCCUUUCUACUCCUUUUCCUUCCUCUACAUCUCUUUGUGUCUCGCGCUCUUCAAUCCAUUCUCCAGCUGUUAUACAGCGUCUCAUCCUCUCUGUUCAGUCUUCUUUUUUCAAUCUCACUCACUCCUUCGCUCCCUCACUCCUCUCACAUUAGCGCAGCUGUUACCCCCCCCCCCUUCCCUUUUCUCUUUCUUUUGUCUCCCCCUCUCUAUACCUCCCCUAUAUCUUUCUCUCUCUCUCUGCCUCCCUGUUUGACUCUCUGGUGAUACGUUCUCCCCUGUCAGUCUCACUCUGUCUCUUUCACCCCUUGUUCUCUCUUGCCUCCCUUUUUCUGUAUCCCUCUCUCUCCAUUCGCUCCCACUCUCUCUCUCUCUCUCUCUCUCUCUCUCUCUCUCUCUCUCUCUCUCUCUCUCUCUCGCCUCGAGCCACUUUGACACUUUCCUUCCCUCUCUUCCUCUCCCUUACACUCUUCCGCCGUCACACACUGGCACACACACACGCACGCUCUCUCUCUCUCUCUCUCUCUCUCUCUCUCUCUCUCUCUCUCUCUCUCACACACACACUCUCUCUCUCGCUCUCUCUCUCUCACACACACACACAGAGACAGACACACACACACACACAGUUUUUCUGCCUCACACUAACACCCACUCGAUCUGUCUCUCUCUCCUUUCUGACGAGGGAACAUGUUGCCUAGGAGCAGCAGCAGCAGCAGCAGUGUGCUACACGUGGAGACAACCUCCUCUCUCUGUGUCUGACUAUAAUAAACCAGGGACAGGAGGAAGAAAGAAGGACCUGUUUCUUUUUUUCUGUCUGGCCAGACUCAUUGAGGAAGAGGAGGAGGAGGAGAAGAAAGAUAGGAAAAGGAUCAGUACGCAGAGGGAUUCAGGAUUUGAUUGUGACUGUGAGUCUGACCAAACUCACAGAGGUGGACUAGCGAGAGGAAGAAGAGGAGGAGGAAGAGGAGGAGGAGAAGAGCCAGGAUUUGUUUGUUUAUCUGACAAAACUCCCCAAAGAGGAAGAAGAGGAGGAAGAGGAGAGACUACUGUUUGUUGUCCAUUUGGGACAAGUGGGGUAGUGGGUUUGGACCGGGACUUGGCACACCCCCCAAAGUCGCUACCAUGUGGCAGGAGGCCUUACGGACUCGGGGGCGCUACCUUCUGGAACGUGGGGGAGAGGGGGGAGACGGGGGAGAUGCCCUGGGGGAUGUGUUUGUGGGUUUUGGGGAGACCCCGACACAGGGACAGGUGUGUGUGGGGGGACAGAAGACCCAGGACUGGCUGUAUGAGUCCUACUAUCGUAUGAGCCAACAACACCCUCUCAUUGUGUUCCUACUGCUCAUAGUGAUGGGAGCAUGCCUCGCUCUACUGGCCGUGUUCUUUGCCUCCGGACUGAACAUGGAGGACCACCUAGCAUUCCUGAUCACCGUGCCCACCACCCUCUUCCUCUUCCUCUCCAUCUUCAUCCUGGUCUGCAUAGAGUCCGUCUUCAACCGCAUGCUCCGCCUCUUCUCCCUCCUUAUAUGGGCCUGCCUGGUUGCCAUGGGUUACCUCUUCAUGUUCUCCGGGGGGAUCCUCUGUCCUUGGGACCAGGUGUCCUUCUUCCUGUUCAUUGUGUUUGUGGUCUACACCAUGCUGCCGUUCUCCAUGAGGGGAGCAGUCCUAGCCAGCAUCAUCACAUGUUUAUCACACACAAUCACACUCAGUGUGUGUCUAGCGUUUACUGCAGAGGCCUUGGAACCACUGGUGUGGCAGAUCCUGGCUAACAUCAUUAUCUUUACGUGUGGUAACCUGGCUGGAGCGUACCAUAAGCACCUGAUGAACCUGGCCCUCAGACAGACCUACCAGGACACCUGCAACUGCAUCAAGUCCCCCAUCAAACUGGAGUUUGAGAAACACCAGCAGGAGAGGUUAUUGUUGUCCCUGCUCCCGGCCCAUAUUGCCCGUGUGAUGAAGGCAGAGAUCAUUCAGAGGUUACAGGGACCAAGGGACAGGGACUUCGGCCGGGCAGAGGGCACCAACAACUUUCACAACCUCUAUGUCCAACGACAUACCAACGUCAGUAUUCUGUAUGCAGACAUCGUAGGGUUCACUAAGCUGGCUGGUGACUGCUCACCCGGAGAACUGGUGCACAUGCUCAAUGAAUUGUUCGGCAAGUUUGACCAGAUAGCCAAGGAGAAUGAGUGUAUGCGUAUAAAGAUCCUGGGUGAUUGUUACUACUGUGUAUCAGGCCUACCAGAGUCUCUCCCUCACCACGCACGCAACUGUGUCAAGAUGGGACUGGACAUGUGUGAGGCCAUCAAGAAAGUGCGUGAUGCUACUGGUGUGGAUAUCAAUAUGCGAGUCGGGGUGCAUUCUGGGAACGUGCUGUGUGGCGUCAUCGGCCUCCAGAAGUGGCAGUACGACGUCUGGUCACAUGACGUCACUUUAGCCAAUCACAUGGAGGCAGGGGGCGUGCCAGGGCGUGUCCAUAUCUCCUCAGUAACAUUGGAGCAUCUGAAGGGCUCCUAUAAGGUGGAACCAGGGGAGGGACAGAGUAGAGACUUUUACCUGAAGGAACACGGAGUCAUCACUUACCUGGUCAUCAACCCCAAGGCUGAGAGGCGGAGCCCUCAUCUGUGCGCGCGUUCUCGUUCCUCUUUGGAAGGAGGGAAGAUGAGGGCGUCGGUCAGAAUGACUCGGUACCUGGAGUCCUGGGGGGCGGCAAAACCUUUUGCUAACCUGCACCAUCGAGACAGCAUGACCACUGACAACGGCAAAAUAAACACUACGGAUGUUCCAAUGGGCCAGUAUCACUACCAGAGAAGAGAGAGGACCAAAUCUCAGAAGAGACGGUUUGAAGAGGAACUGGAAGAGAGGAUGAUCAGAACCAUCGACGGCAUCAACUCCCAGAAGCAGUGGCUGAAGUCUGAGGACAUCCAGAGGAUCUCACUGUUCUUUCACAACAAGACUCUGGAGAAGGAGUAUCGAGCCACCACUCUGCCAGCCUUUAAAUACUACGUCACCUGUGCCUGUCUCAUCUUCUGCUGCAUCUUCAUAGUGCAGAUACUGGUCCUGCCCAAAACAGCAGUGUUGGGAAUCUCCUUUGGCAUGUCUUUCCUCCUGCUAGGUCUGAUCCUGGUCAUAUGUUUCUCUAGCCACAUCUUGCAGGGAGGUAAAGGAUCGUGGUGCUCUCUCCCCUGGCUCCCUACUUCCUCACGCAUCAUCAUCGCCAACAAACCCUGGCUCCGAUUGGUCCUCACCAUGACAACCACCGCUGUUAUACUUGUCAUGGCUGUUUUCAACAUGUUCUUCCUGGAAGAUGAGGUUCUGACCACACCCCCUACCAUGAACCUGACCAAUGACAGCAUGCUCAGCUCCCACAGCCCCACCCACCUCACGGAUGGGAAUAAGUUCUACCUGCCUUAUUUUAUCUACUGUUGUAUCCUGGGUCUGGUGUCGUGUUCUGUGUUCCUGAGGAUCAACUAUGAGCUGAAGAUGGUUGUAAUGUUAGUUGCCAUGGUGAUCUACAACAUCAUCAUCCUCCAGACACAUGCCCCCCUGCUGGACGGAUACAGUACUGCACUCUACAGCACACAGACACUGGACAGGCCAGGCAUUCUAAAGGAUCUGAAGACGAUGGGUUCUGUUUCUCUCUUCAUCUUCUUCAUCACUCUACUGGUGUUAGCACGACAGAAUGAAUAUUACUGUAGGUUGGACUUCCUGUGGAGGGACAAGUUCAAGAGAGAGUGUGAGGAGAUCGAGACCAUGGAGAACCUCAACAGGGUUCUACUGGAGAACGUUCUACCUGCCCACGUUGCAGAACACUUCCUGGGACGCAACUGGAAGAACGAGGAUCUGUACCACCAGUCGUAUGAGUCGGUGUGUGUGAUGUUCGCCUCCAUCCCAGACUUUAAGGAGUUCUACACAGAGUCAGACGUCAACAAGGAGGGCCUGGAAUGUCUCAGACUCCUCAAUGAGAUCAUCGCUGACUUUGACGAGCUGCUGUCCAAGCCUAAGUUCAGCGGGGUGGAGAAGAUAAAGACUAUUGGCAGCACCUACAUGGCUGCUACUGGGCUCAACGCUACACCUGGACCUGAAUACACACAGGAGCAUGACCGUCAGUACAUGCACAUUGGCACCAUGAUGGAGUUUGCCUUCGCCUUGGUUGGGAAACUAGAUGUCAUCAACAAACACUCCUUCAAUGACUUCAGGCUACGAGUUGGGAUAAACCAUGGCCCGGUGAUUGCGGGGGUGAUCGGAGCGCAAAAGCCUCAGUAUGAUAUCUGGGGGAACAGUGUUAAUGUGGCCAGCCGGAUGGAGAGUACUGGGGUACUGGGGAAAAUACAGGUAACCGAGGAGACGAGUCGUAUCCUGUUGAUGCUGGGCUACAUGUGUUCAUGUCGCGGCAUCAUCAAUGUGAAGGGGAAGGGAGAGCUCAAGACCUUCUUCGUACACACAGAGAUGACCAGAUCGCUGUCGCAAGGGACUGUGAUGCCUUGAACAUCAUACACUGAGCAAUUUACACACACACACCCGCAAGCGCGCGCACACAAACACUCAAACUAUACAAACACAUGCAUUUACAUACACACAAAUGGACUUGCACACACAUCAAGGCUUCAAACCGGUUCAGGAAACCGAAACGAAAACCGGAAAAUAACUUCCUCUGUCAAGGAACAGAAAAGGAACCGGGAAUGAAAGUGAUCCAAACUGUUCCGGAACAAAACCAUUAUUUUGAAAGCAUGGUAAGCGGUUAAUAAUGUUAUUUUACGUUCCAAGCAUUUUUUUCUAGUCCCACAAAAAAACACAACAAAAACUUUACAAGCGUGAUUCAGAAGAUAGGGAGAGAGCAUUUUUAUUAGCUAGAGAAGAAUGGAUUAACUUUUUCAAUGCUAGUUAAGGAUACUGUUACAACCCUGGGUUUAUAAGCACGGAUAUCGACUCUGCCGCUUGAGCAUGCUUUUGCGGCACAGUCGAUAGUGCGCUGGACAUCGGGCUAGAAGGCCGUUGGUUCAAGACCUGCUCCCUGCCUGUAUUAUUACAAUACUAUAGGCCUGGUUAUCACCUUUUCGUUGAAAUUAUUAAACCUAACAAAAAGGUAAGACGUGUUUUUAAUUCUGGUGGCGCUUGUCAGUUAGCUAGCUAGCUCAAGCUUGUUAGCUAGUUAGCGCAAAGGACAUUCAAUAUUUCUCCAUAGAAGCCGCUCCGCCUAGGUAUAAUUAUGUGAACUUAAUUCAGAUAAUGCAUGUCAUAACAAGAUGCCCUGUGCUUCAAGCCUCCUCAACCCUAUCUUGCUCUCUUCCUACCCACAAAAUUUCAGUCGCAUCUUGCGCCAUGGGCUACACAAGUCUGUCCAUCACGCAUGGAAACAACUAGCUUGCCUGCUCUAUCCACAAUGAUUGGUAAAGUAAUUCAUAUUAAAUAAAGUAGUUAAAAAAGGAACUGAAAGGAACGAUAUCAACCUGUACUUUUUGCUAUGAAGCGGUUCAGAACUUUAUUUUGCUGGUCGGAAUAGUGUAACGGAACGAAAAAAAAUUCGUUCCGAAUGAAAUAAUUUGAAAAUAACUUUGGUUCCAACCCGACACACAUACGUGCAUGCACAAAUACAACACAUACAGGGACUUAUACAAUCACACACACAAACACAUUCAAAACUGCCUGCUGUAAUAGAACGUAUCUAUCAAGACUCCUUGUUUACAACAGUAACUCCAGACCACUUCAUCUGAACCAGACAGAAGGCAGACAACAUUUAGAACAAAAGACAGAACCACAGACAGACAGACGGCUGUACAUACAGUAUUACCUGCAUCGUCCCUCCUUAGCUGGUUACAGUAGUGGCUGGACUUUAUAGGUUACAGUCGUCCUUAGAUGCUGAUCUUAGGUCAGUUUUGCAUCCCCUUCCCCCCUGUGUUUAGGAUAAGCUGAUCCUAGAUCUGUGCGUAAUGGCAAUUUCUAGCUUUAGUGGAUUUCAUUGGCUGCCCGAGUGGUUGUGUGGUGCAGUGCAGAGACAGAUAUUGAGAGUCUGUGUCAGGAUUCUUGUCAGAACCAUCUUGGCACCAAUAGUCCUUUCACCAUUACAGUACUUUUAGUCAGAAUGGAAGAAAAAAAUUGGUGUCAACAUGAACAAUAGUUUGCCAAACCUUCUAUAGCUAACCUAUCUCUAUGGCUCUGAAGCAGUGUUUCUGUCAAGGAAAGAGCAAUGUAUGUGGACCUCAAGAGCAGCCGGGAAUCAAGAGCUACUGGACUUUUGUAAGAAAACCAAAAAACUAUAUCAAGAACAGGAGAACGUUUCCAUGUUUUGACGGCAUAAUUUUCUUACUCAUUAAAACCAUUUGUAUAUAAGUGAA
Messenger RNA from Salvelinus fontinalis (brook trout), 6502 nucleotides. Its product is annotated as adenylate cyclase type 2-like. The transcript has 25 exons. Gene Ontology annotation, cellular component: plasma membrane. NCBI's taxonomy places the organism in Eukaryota, Metazoa, Chordata, Actinopteri, Salmoniformes, Salmonidae. Gene Ontology annotation, molecular function: adenylate cyclase activity. The record is from RefSeq and is a predicted model, not a curated record. Gene Ontology annotation, biological process: cAMP biosynthetic process; adenylate cyclase-inhibiting G protein-coupled receptor signaling pathway; adenylate cyclase-activating G protein-coupled receptor signaling pathway. Bases 1296 to 4655 code for a protein of 1119 amino acids.